Molecule: messenger RNA, 1077 nt
Organism: Mycotypha africana
Lineage: Eukaryota; Fungi; Mucoromycota; Mucoromycetes; Mucorales; Mycotyphaceae
Exons: 2
Coding region: 1-1077 (358 amino acids)
Source: RefSeq, a predicted model, not a curated record
AUGGAAGUAGCAGUAAGAAGAUAUUUUGAAUUAGAACACGACAUCAUUAUACCAAAAGCAUCUAUAAAAUCCAUACCACUUCGAUGGGAAGGAAAAGUCAUGGAGCGUGUUGACAAGUUUUAUGAACAAAUAACCUCAUCAUCAGAACACCAUGGCGAUAGCGAUGGUGAUAACAGCUGGAAAGACGCCAUUAAAAACGCAGAUAUUGUUUUAUGGGCUACGCAUUCUCAGGGUGCUCCCGUAUCUGCUCUAUUAAUAAAGCGGUUAUUGAGUGAGGGAAUUCUGCAAACACAAAAACAGCAUAUUUGUAUGUUGGCGAUGGCAGGUAUCUCGCAUGGUCCUUUUCCCUCAUUGAAAGAUCAUUUAUUUUACUUCGAAGCAGAUGCAGCAAGAGAGCUAUUUGAGUUCAUGGAUUCGGAAUGCACUAUUUCAAUUCAAUAUAGAGACUCCAUGGUAUUUCUCUUGCAAGAACAGGUGAAGGUAGUAUUUGUAGGCUCUAUGGAUGAUCAAGUGGUUCCACUUUAUUCAGCCAUUAUGUCAGGUAUCAGCCAUCCCAACAUUCUCCGUGCCAUUUUUAUUGACGGUCAACUUUACUCUGAGAAUGAUUUCCUUAUCCGUCUCAUUACAUUUGCCAUUCGAUUACUGAAUGCCGGCCUAUCCGAUCACGGUUUUUUGACUCACAUCAGUGAAGUACUCGCUGGCAACUUCUACGCUUGGAAUGGAGGUCACUCGACUUUAUACGAAGAGACCGAUGUAUUUAUGCUACCGAUGGAUUUUUUGUUUAAAACUAGCCCGCUAGGACCCUUCCGCAUAAAAAGUGUCGUUCAACAGUUGCAAGAAAAGACAUUUCAGGGAGUAAAAGCACGUUUGAAUCCGUUUCAAGCAAAGCAUAACCUAAAUCCGUUCUAUCUUCCUUGGACUUUGCGAGGUAUAUGGGAUGACCCACAAAUUUUGGAGAAUGAGGAACUGAAUCGAGAAUUGAAGUCAAUACAGAGCUUAUUUGAGCAGUGGAGUCCGACCACUGCAAGAUUAAAAGGAAUAAAGUUUCGCUUGGAGCCUCUAAGAGCAAGGCUUUAA